ACAAUUCUCAACAAUAACAAAGACAUUGCGCUUGUAAACAAAGCGCAUCCAAAGAUUUGACGUUACUAACAGCGACGGCCAUUUAAUCAUUCUUCCUGACGCGAGCAAAGAAGAACAAAUUCUCUCAAGAAGCUGCACAACGGGCGUCAUAAGCUUAAAAACGUUUCCUUCAGUCGCAUUUCUUCAUGUGGUUUCGAAAGUAAUAUUUGUAAUAAAUCAGCAGAGAAUCCCCUUUCAUAAUGUGCACUAUUGGAAGAAGAACGAAUAAUUGCCUGUAGUCAGGUCGCACAUUGUUUUCCGUAAUCGUACGGAACAUCCGGCAGCUGAAGUGUAGAAGAAACGCGUCGGUCGUGUAUCUUGUUCGCCGGUGUUUGGUGGUGAAAUAUUUUUUUACGUGAUUGCUUUCUCUCAACUCAACCAUCGAAUUGUGCUAGCUUCGUGUACAUCGUAUACAUCUUUGCAAACUAAAACGUUCACAGCGUAGAAAAUGUCGCUCGCUUAUUCACAGCAGUCACAGCAAGCAUCGAAUCCGGGCGGCGGUCGUGGUGGUAAUCCACCGAAUCGUGGCCAGGGACCACCUCCGAGUUCGAUGCAUAUACAGAAGAUAUUGGAUGAAAAUGCGGGCCUAAUACAGACGAUACAGGAGUUCCAGUUUGCUGGCAAAUCAAGCGAAAGCAUGUCGUACCAGGUGGCACUACACCGGAACCUCGUCUACUUGGCAAAUCUAGCCGAUCCGCAGCAGAACGUAUCGUCGCUACUUCCGCCACCCCAAAUGUUGCAUGCUAUUCAGCAACAACAGCAACAGCAACAGCAACAACAGCAGCAGCAACAACAACAACAGCCUCCACCGCCAACGCACGAUGGCAGCAUGAUGGGGCAAGGGCCGGGACAACCGGGAAUGCCCGGCUAUCCACAACCCGGCCAGGCACCACCGGGUGCCGGUAUGGGUGGUCAGCAACAACCGCAGCAGCAGCAGCAACAACAGCAAGGUCAGCCGCACGCUAGCAACGGUGUGGUACCGACAGGGCAGCAGCACAAUCCGCACGGACCACCGAAUCCGGCUGCCGGUGGAAUGCAACAGCCAGGGCAACAGGCAGGUGUACCGGGUAGCGUAGGUGCCGGUCACGGACAAAAUGCGGUCCCACAGGUGCCAAAUCAACCGGGCCAGAAUGUGGUGAUGGGUGGUGCUGGCGGUGCAAACCAGCAAGGUGGAUACCGUGCGCCCGGUACCAGCGGACCGAUGCCACCGACAUCAAAUGCUCCUGUGGUCGGUGGCCAGCAGCAGCAGCAACAGCAGCAGGGUUUGGUGAACCAACAAAAUUCCGGCCCGGGCGGUGCAAUCCGUGCUCCGGGUAUUCCCGGUCCGGGUGGGCAGCAGCAGCAGCAACCGGCCAGCCAACCGUUGCCACCGCAAACGUCUGGCUAUCAGCAGCGUGCUUCGUACAACGUACAGCACUCCCACUAUCCGGGGUAUCCGCCACCGAAUCAAACUCCGUACGGUGCCCAGGCUGGGUAUUCACCGUACGGCGGUCCACCUAAUCAGGUGCAAGGAUACGGUCCUCCGAAUGCGGGCACACCGCAGAGCUAUCAUCAUGCGGGUGUACCACCAGCCGGUUCCACCGGUGGUCAAGUACCGCCAGUACAAGGCUCACCGUAUCCGGGUGCAGCUGCCGGACAACAUCCGGGAGCAGGUGGAGCCGGUGCUGCUGGCAGUGGUGCUGGGCCCGGUACCUAUCAGCAGGGCCUUCCGCCGGGCGCACCGAACGCGCAGCCACACGUAGGUUACGGUCCGCCUGGGCAACCUCCCGUUCAAUAUCCGCCCCAGGGUGGACCAGGUGGACCACCACCACCGCACGGAUAUCCCGGUUAUCCGGGCACUGGUGCCGGUGCCGGUGCCGCUGCUGCUGCCGGUCCGAAUGGACCAUACGGUCAGCCGGCCGGUCCCGGUCAGCAGGGUGGUCACCCACCGCAAGGGCAGGUAGGCGGCUACCCAGCCCAGUCGCCCGGCUAUCCGAUGCCACAACAGCCACAAUACCCGACCGGUUACCCCGGCACUGGUCCACCGAAUACUGCCGGUCCUAUUCCGACCAGCGUUGGGGGAGGUGCCGGUCAAGCAGGUGCUGCGGGUGCUGGUGGGGCCGUCGCGGGACAACCGUCGGCAUAUCCGGGUCCGCAACAGCAGCAACAACCGCCUCAGACAGCAGUUGCCGCUGGCGGUGCAGGUGUACCAUCGUCCGCCAUACCAGCCACCACUACCUCCUCCUACCCGACGGCCAAUCCCGGCGGUGUAUCGGUAGGUGCAGGCGCAAUGCCACCAGGCGGUUCUUACAACACUCAACCACCCAACGCACAACAACAGCAGCAGCAACAACAACAGCAACAACAGCACGGACAACCACCGGUUUCCAACUAUCAACAACAGCAGCAACAGCAACCGGCCGGUGCGGUCGUACCCGGCCAGCAACAACAGCAACAGCAGCAAGGUGCACCGGGACCGGCUGGACCGGGUGUUUACCCACCCCAUCCGCCGUACCAUCAACAAUCGUAUGCGCCAUUGCCCGUGCCGCAGGGUCAAUAUCCGCCGGCCCAAACCGGCUAUCCGCAGUAUCCGCAGCGUCCACCGAACACACAGAUGCCGCCACCCGGUCCGCAGGGUCCACCACCACAGGGGGCCUACGGUUAUUACGGUCAGCCACCCCAGUAGAGUGGGAAAUUUUAACACUUUUCUUUUACCUAUUUCCCUCAUAUAUAUGUAUCUCUCUCUAUCAUCUUUUACAAUUUUUGCUACUAGCUGGUUAAUCGGAAUGAUUAAUCCAAUACCGUGUUAAUGGUUAAAAUGUAACAUGGAGUGUUUGUUCUAAUGUUCGAAUCUAAACGGGACAGACGUUAAUGUCGUUUUGUAAACUAUUUUUUACUUGACCAUGCUAGUACUUCAAUUCAAAAACUUACAAAAUAGCAAAAUAAUGGAUAAUUUAGAAUUACAUCCGGACCGUUUCACCUUAGAAAAGGCAAAAUUUCCGGCACCGUGAAAAUAUCAUGAUCAAUUAGGUCUUUUACGAGAAAAACAAAAAAUCCAAUUAUCACGAUAUCAGAUUAUUUUUAGUACUGUGUAUUCAAAUCAACAUCAAUUAUGUCGUAUCUAUUAUACAUUUUUUCUAAAAAAAUCAUCUAAUCUCUUAGGGAGUAAACCCUGUAUUCACAUGUUUCAAGAUUUGUUUCAAGUAUUUAGCCCGCAGUUUCAGGUUAAUUUUUACUGUCUGGCCCUUUUGGUGAAAAUUCUGCUGACCCCUGAUCUAAUGCAUGUGUGACAAAGUCAUCAGCAGAGUUGAUUAAUCUUUUACAAUAAGAAUAGGAACACUUGCGCGAUUUAUGACUGUUUUUUAUAAUGCAACUUAGCAUUAGUAACACUCCAUAUUACAUUUUAAUCGUGUGUAAGAACAUAUACAACAGACUGCUGAUGUGCAUACUAAGUAAGAAUGAAUCAGUGAGUUUGUUUAAAUUUUUCACAAAGAGUUGUCAUAAUAUAUUGGCGGUUUUAACUAACCCAAUGAGAUUUUAGCGAACGAAUGAGUUAUUUAACCCAAGAUGUCUAUCAACUCACUAGUGAGUUUAACAACUCCAUUCAUUUGAUGUGUGUAAGCCGCAGUUUCUAAAACUAAAGAAUCACUCUUCGAAGAAUCAGUUUAAGAGUUGUACCUCUGUCACUCACUCUGAGUCAAUUGGUCUUAGCUGAGUGAGUUGUUAUUCGCAUCACUUCUACAGCCCCACAAACACACACUAGCGGCUUCGUUAUUCAAACCUUAUAAUGGAAUAAUAUAAUCUUUUUCGAUGGGUUUUCGCAGCUAGCCUACUUUAGGUAAUGAAACUCCACUAGUUGUUGGUCACCCUAAAAUCACUGGUAUCACAACCUAUGAUCUACGGAUUACUUGUGGUAGGAAUUCCCGUUUUAAGAUCGCCCACGUGCUUAAUGUUUGAAUAUUUUAGGUAUAAAAGUGAUUUUUAGCCGAAAUCCUACUCUAAUCUCUAAAUGUAGAUUAGAAUCUAAAACAUCUAAUUCAACCCCUGUAUCCAACCUUAAUCCCAGUAGCUUUUAAGAUGAGUUUGUGGUCGCUAGGAAGCAAACCCACCCUUUCUCCCAUGUCUUCAUUCAAAUUAAUAAACUUUAUUUGCUUCGCUUUAGGUUUCAACAAGCGUGAAACAGUAUCAUAAUUGUUUCAUAAAAAAAAAUAAACAAAAUGGAAACGAAAUGCGAUUCCCCAAAAUAACCCAAAAUCCUCUUUGUGCUGUACAGGUGUACCAUACUUCCAUCGCAACAGUUACGGAUGAUUAUACAACAAUUGUGUAUUAAUUUAACAUAAAUCGAAUAAAUCAACCGGCAUAAGGUUAUUUUGUA
Messenger RNA from Anopheles funestus (African malaria mosquito), 4393 nucleotides. RefSeq names its product calcium-binding protein P. The record is from RefSeq and is a predicted model, not a curated record. NCBI's taxonomy places the organism in Eukaryota, Metazoa, Arthropoda, Insecta, Diptera, Culicidae. The coding region runs from base 488 to 2704 and encodes 738 amino acids. The transcript is spliced from 3 exons.